UUGAGUUUGGUAUACCGGUGUAGUUCGGUUUGACAGUGCCGUGUGUAUGUGUGUAUGUGUGUAUGCGUGUGUAUGUGGGUAUAACGGCGCAGUGUCAUAUUGGACAGAGGAACCACACACAUAAUUGCACCCCGCGACGCCAGCGACAAGCAGACGGGGCCUGGUUGCAGUCAGGAUGAGCUGAGAAGAGCUCCCAGCUGUCCGUUGAGGAUCGAACCGACCAGAUACAAGCUGCUGGUCUGUGUACGACCAACACAGUACACCGCGACCACCACAGUGUAGCCGAUCCGCCAUGGCGGAGCCGAGCAGAAUGCUAGCGCUGCUGUGGCUGUCGCUGCUGUUCCUGGCCAGGCAGUCGGCACUCUGGGCCUUCCCCUUUGGCCCGUCCCUGGACGUGGACGUUACCCCCAGAACCACCGUCUACUCCAAAGGUGUCCUAGGCCGCCAGCGCUUCACGGGCUCGGUGCAGAACUACAGCACCCUGCUGCUGGACGAGGGGGCCGGCCUGCUCUACGUGGGGGGCAGGGGGGCCAUCUACGCCCUGGACACCGCCAACAUCUCUGCACCGGCCAACGCUACGAUUGACUGGGAGGCCUCGGCAGAGCAGAAGAAGCAGUGUCUGAACAAAGGCAAAGACAAUCAGACAGAGUGCUACAAUCACAUCCGCUUCCUGGAGCACUACAACAGCACCCACCUGUACGUGUGUGGGACCCACGCCUUCAGGCCCCUGUGUGCCUACAUCGAUACAGAGCAUUUCAACUUCUCGUCAAGCCUGGAGGAAGGCAGAGACAGGUGUCCGUACGAUCCUGCCAAGGGCUUCACGGGCCUCCUCAUAGGUAAUGAAUACACUCCCUACCCUAACCCACAUGAUUCACCCCCGGAACAUUCCCCUGCGUUUGUUUACCCUCGCCUCUGUCAUCGGAGGAAGAACAUCAAGGCGUCGGCCAUCUGCCAGUACUCCUUCGCAGAUGUGCAGUCGGCCUUCGACGGGCCCUACAUGGAGGUCCUGGACUCGAAGUGGAGGGAAUACACCGGGAAGGUUCCGGAACCAAGACCCGGCUCUUGCAUAACGGACGUGCACAGAUCCCAGGGCAUCAACUCAUCCCGGGACCUGCCUGACAGCGUCCUCACCUUCGCUCGACGGCACCCCCUGGUGGCCGGCCAGGUGCAUCCUGUGGGUGCGCGACCUCUGAUGUUCAAGAGGAACGUCAAUUACGUCAAGAUUGCUGUGCACAAAGUGACGGCGCUGGACGGAGACGUCUAUCCCGUGUUCUUCUUAGGAACCGAUCACGGUUGGCUGCACAGAGCUGUAGACAUCGCUGGAGAAAUGCACAUCAUUGAGGAGCUGCAGCUGUUUGAUAAGCCUCAGCCCAUAGAGAGCCUAGUCCUAUCCCCAAUCAUGCGAAGCGUGUUCGUGGGCUCCUACUCCGCCGUGGUGCAGGUACCCAUGGCAACCUGCCGGAGGUACACCUCCUGCUACGACUGCGUCUUCGCCCGGGACCCCUUCUGCGCCUGGGACAGGAAGAGCUGCGUGGAGGUCAGGCCGCACGGCCAGAGGUCGAACCUGACCCAGGAUAUUAUCAGAGGAACCAGGGGCUGCAGGAACAGCACAGGAUACGUGGCCCAGCGGGGGCGCUCCGUCAUGGCGGGCGACGACGUCCUCCUGCAGUGCGAGCUGCACUCCAACCUGGCCACGCCCCGCUGGACGCUCAACGGGCGCGAGCUGCAGGGCUACAGCCUGACCGGCGGCUACCGCGUGGGCACCGACGGCCUGCUGAUCGUGGGCGCCCGCCCCGCGCAGGGCGGCACCUACCGCUGCUUCGCCGUGGAGAACGCCAUCUGGGUGCCCGUGCGCCAGUACUCCGUCCGCGUGCACACCGACCCCGGUCUCCACGGCGACAACGCCGACACCACGGGCACCCCGUCGACCCCGUCGCCGACGCCGGACCCCACGGAGUCCCCCGUCUCCACGGGCGGCCCCACCGAGCGCCCGCUGCCCUCCCCCCCCGCCCCGCUGCCCUCGGCGUCCGGGUCAGGGGGCACGUACCGCCACAUGGAGGCGGUGUACGUCUCCCUGGUGGCCGUGCUGGGCGGGCUGUGCCUGGUGCUCACAGUGGUGCUGCUGUACGUCAGCUGCUGCACGGCCGCCGGCAACCGCCGCCGCCGCCGCGGCCGCAAGUUCUCCCAGCAGGGGCUGCAGAUCCUGGGCGAGACGGAGGGGCCGCGGCGGCGAGGCAGCUCCCCCCUGGAGCUGCGCACCAUCUCGGGCCACUGCAACGGGCGGCUGGGCGCCCGGCACUCUGACUCGCUGUCCAGCCUGGACGACCCCCUGGACGGCUUCCUGCAGAUCGUGGCGGGCGGCCAGGGGCGCGGGCCGGUGUCGCCGUGCGAGACGCCGCCCGCGGCCCCGCCCUUGCCCCCGUCGGCGCACUCGGCUCCGACGCCGCCGCCGCCGCCGCCGCCCGAGUUCGCCAACGGGCUGUCGGGCACGCUGCCGUCAGUGCUGCGCAAGAUGAACGGGAACAGCUACGUGCUGCUGCGGCAGGUGGACCAGGAGGGCACGUCGCCGCUCUACCACUCCUUCACCGAGGAGCUCAACCGCAUCCUGGAGCAGAGGAAGCACACGCAGCUGGACGUGCUGCCCGACGAGAGCUCCAUUUAGGCUCCGCCUCCGCCCCCCCUCGCAGUUUAGGCACCGCCGUUUGUCGAUUUAUGAUUUAUCCCCCCGAGAGCGACCCCUUGUGGCAGGGAGGACUAGCUGGGGUUAAACGAGAGGGUUGCUGAUGCUGUUGUCGUUUCUACAGUGUUACUGUCCAUGUGGGCUUGGUCUGAACUGGAAUAUCCCGUCCCUCCCCCCCUGCUGUGACUCUUGCUGCCCGUGUAUUUCAGUCCACACUGGAGGAUCCUUAACUUAAUUUACAUUGAGAGGAAAAGCUGUGAAACACAUGUGGGACACCGGCCUGACGGUACCGCGUGAAAUGGCCUCAUUGAGUCACACUAAGGCAACGAGGAUGCUGGUUGAAACGAUCCUACCUCAGCAGGGAGUGGGAACGGAUCAGUGACUCAAAGUCCCUUGGAAAGACCUAGGUGCCUUUGAGCAAGACACCGCUCUUUGCCUGUUCCCGGUUAACCGAUGAUCUCUCUGAAAUCCUUCGAGAGCGGUGCGAUGCGUGGUUGAGUGGGUGUGUCAGAGGCACGUUUCACUCUUAAGUGGCCAAAAUAGCUUGGAAAGCGGAACUACGGAAGUCAAGUGUAUCAUCUGUGUACUGUUUGAAACAGUCCAAACCAAAUGGGAGAUGGGAUCGUUUAUUUUAAGAGACACUCAGAGAUUCAGAGGAACCCGCUCCAUUGAAGCACAGCUUGUUAGACGAAUAUUACUUUAAGACAAAGCAUAUUUUAAACCACCUUUGUGUAUAGAACUGGUAUAUAUAGCAUAACUGUUAUGGCAAAUAGUAGCGGUGCGAUUGGUCCGAAUGGUAGCAAAAUCAAAACUACUUUUCUUUUUUUCUACUGACCUGGUUCUCGUCGGAUUUCUCUGAGUGAGUGGGAGGAGGACUGUCCUAUUAGCAGCGGUACUUCAUCAUGUGGAACAGGGUCGGGUUAAUUAUUAAUCAAUGACACCUGCUGACUCCGUGUUGCUGCAGGGACCUCCUGGGGUCACAGAGUUGUCUCUGGUGAGUGGAGCGGAGAAGAUCAGGACAGGUCACUGAUACAUUCGUCUUUUGGGAUGCGUCAUUGUGAGGUACCUCACCUUCCCUUUCAACACUUUUUUAAAGCUGUUGUUAACAGAGUGACCGAUACUCAUCCAUAACCUUUCUCAAGUCACAUUUUGUCAUUAAAAAAAUGUGCAGCCUUUAAAAAAUGCUAAAAAAAUAACCCCAAGAGAAACAACGGCAGAUUAGUGUGUUUUGUGUUCCUUGCCAUGACCAUCCGAUGCUGGCGACAUGCCCAAAGCUACAUGUCCAAAGUAAAGGACCUUCACACUGACGAACCUGCGUCAUGGCAACCCAGUCCCCCCCCUCCCCCCAAAUGCCCCGCAGCCUUUAUCUGACGUCAGUGCAGCACUAAAAGAACCAUCACCUUUUGGAAAGGGCUCACCGAAUGACCUUGGUGUGGAAGGACCGUGAUGGCUUUACAUCUGUACUAAUUAGCUUUAAAAGGAGUGUCACCUUGCACUUGAGGAGCCCGCCAUUACAGGGCUGUCCUGGCCAUUGGCGGAUCGAUGGGGCGCGUGUGUGUUCCUCUUGUUGAGUCAGCGGCGGUGGGUUCCCUGGAGGCUCCCGGGUUGUGUGUCCGUCACGACACGAGCGACAGCAGAAGCUUGUCCCCUGGCUGGCCGCUGAAAGAAAGAGACAGCAGGAGAGAGGGGUAGAGAGAGGGAGGACAGGAGAUUGAAAGCAGCGAGCGUGUUAGAUUAAUGGGGUGAGGCACCAGGGAUAACAUACCGGCCCUGUUUGAUAACAGUUGGCAGACCCAGAGGAUCCUUCAUUGAUUGAUUCGGUGUCUGUAGCGGGGGAUGUGGCGUUCGAUCUGAAUCUGGUCCAAUUGGAGGCACCAGGUGGAUCAAAGCUGACCGAUCUUCCCUAACCUUUCUCUCACCCUCUAUCUCUCUCCCUCUCAUCUGUCUCACCCUCUCUCUGGCUCUAUUUCUCCAUCUCUCUCUCUCUCUCUCUCUCUCUCUCUCUCUCUCUCUCUCUCUCUCUCUCUCUCUCUCUCUCUCUCUCUCCUUGCCGCUCUCUCACCCUCACUCUAUCUUUCCAAUACCCUAACUCUCUCACCCUGUCUCUCUCACCCAGUCUCUCUCACCCUGUCUCUCUCACCGGCACUCUCUCUCUCUCGAACACCCUCUCAUCAUCUCUCUCUCUCCCCCCCUUGUCUCUCCAUUGUAACCUGCCUGCCAUCUCUCAAGGUCUCCACUAUUAGCUCACAAAUUGCUAGGAUAGCCACUAAUCAAUUAGAAGUGCUCUUCCUUCUCCCCAAAGAGCUCCUGUCUUGUGCUGCUUGUAAUUUGCGAUGAGAAGGAUUAUGGGAAGUGGGUUCCUGCUAGUGCUGCCGGAUUAGCAUUUAAACGUUUGGUUUACGAGCCAAAGACUUGUGAUUUAUCUCACACACACACACACACACACACACACACACACACACACACACACACACACACACACACACACACACACACACACACACACACACACACACACACACACACACUCUCUGUUUGUUUAACUGUGUGAUUUGCUGGUUUGGUUAAUUAGGACCAAGGUAUAAGUCCAGAGGUGAAGGCGACCGGCUAUUUGAUUAAUUAUGGGCAAACCAAUAGUUGUUUGUCUUUUCAUAGAUAUUCCGGCUCUUCCAGUGAAUGGAAAACACAACAGGAAUAUUCUCUUUUCAUCACUCUGAAGGACUCUGUUUACAACCGGCAUGGAAACAGGACGUGAUGUUGUGUGUUCUCCUGUGGUCAGAAAGAUCAACGGAAAGCAUCCUUCCCUUCUGUUUCUCUCCGUACACAAAGACGCGUCAGGCUCCCCGUCGACGGAGGUCCACAAUAGGCCCACGGACCGUGCUGAGAACCGCCAACCCUGGAAGAAACGGCCUUGGAUCGUGUGGCCAAAGAAACUGCCGUUUUCACAAGAGACGUCAUGAUUUGCACUUUUGUUGAAACAACUUUAACGUGGUUUUACCUUUUCGUAAACGACAACAAUCUUAGCUGACUGUGUAUAGUAUUGGUAUUAUUUUGAAAUGUAAGCCUGCGUACUAUACAAUAGCUUAAGAUAACAGUUACUACCUAUUUGUAAUUUAUAUACCAUGUUAUAUUUAUUUCCAUAUAUAUUUCAUUCCCGCUGUCCUUUGCACAGGCAUGAACCACUUUGCAUCAUCUUGCGAGAAAAAGGAAACGCAAUCAUUUUCUGUGUCGGUAGCCCUGAGGGAAUGUCAGCCAGAUUUCCAAGGAAACAUGUUCACACAUGGAUCCGAUUCUGUCGGCUCACACUGCCGGUACACGGGGGGAGAAGGUGGGUUGUCACGGGCCCUUCUGCCCCUGCCUAUCGCUCCUGAACCCCCUGGAGCCAAUCGGUCGCUCAUUCGAUUUGAUUCAAUUCAAUUCAAGACAAUUCAUACAGCCAGUUAUCAAAUGUAUAGUCUAAAAGGGCUUAACAGGCCUUAUAUAUUUACGACAGCUUUUAUGACAAAAUUCGAUGAGAUUUUAAAAAGUAUAUUUAGAUCUAUAAAAAGCAGUGACAACAACUAAAAAACACAUGGAGGAGGCUCCAGAAAAGGAGCUAAUUCUAGCGCAAGGUCUCUUAGGUAGUAGCUAAGCAACAGCAUCUCUGUUCAGAGAGUGUUGCAACGCUAGUGGCCUGCCACAUGCUGUCAUUUAGCAUCAAGGAGCUUGGUUGUGAUGUGUUGUGAUGCUUGAUGUUGCUGGUAUAUCCAUUUUCCCAAGGGAAAAACUUGGGACGGUUUUUAGUGCGAGAUAAUUUGAUACAAAACAACAAAAAACAGAAUAAAUAUUUUCAUAUUGACGCCAUGGUUGUUCAUGCCUUGGUGGGCUUUUCUAUGGUAUAUUUUGCUCAAGAUGGUUGUCCCUUUUCAGAUCGUGACGCUCAAAAAAUGUAUUUUCUACUUUUCCCAGUCCAGCUGUUUCUCUUUCUAUGCUGUAUUAAAGUUGGUCUACUGAUGAAUCAAUUCAGUAGGAAGCUGGCAGCUCUGUGGCCAUUAAUUAUCCAACAAGGUCCCCAUAACCACUCUCUCCCUCACACACACACACACACACACACACACACACACACACACACACACACACACACACACACACACACACACACAGGCUGCUGUUGGAAAUCAACACAGUACCACUGCUGCAGCUGUGUAAAGUCCCCUUGUUCUAGACUGUCAUGAUUCCCCGCUCUCCUCCCAGACAGUCAUCGCACACUCUCGCUGCCCUCUGCAGAAAUCUAUUUUUCACAGCUGCUCCACCAUCUCCAACUGAGACGGAUUCUUCAUACCAGUCGGGUUGGAAGCCAUCCCUCAUCAGAACGCGAAGGAAUCGCCCCAGUCAUCACUAAAAUCCAUUCCCCAGCGUUGCAACACUUCACUCAUCUGUAUUCCUGACGAGCAUGUGCUUACUUGGUAUUCUAGCCUGGUUGGCGCCACACACACACACACACACACACACACACACACACACACACACAGGAAGGGUGAAACGAGGGCAGAUGCGUGCAGCAUUCUGUCCAAACGAUGAUGGAUUGAAGUCCUCUUUAUUUUUAGAUUUGGAAAAUAGCAAAGAGAGCAGAGAGCUGCUUUGUUUGUUCAACCAUCCUGGGGCAAACUGGCCCAAUCAAC
Messenger RNA from Gadus chalcogrammus (walleye pollock), 7341 nucleotides. RefSeq names its product sema domain, immunoglobulin domain (Ig), transmembrane domain (TM) and short cytoplasmic domain, (semaphorin) 4Gb (gene sema4gb). Lineage: Eukaryota; Metazoa; Chordata; Actinopteri; Gadiformes; Gadidae. Gene Ontology annotation, biological process: semaphorin-plexin signaling pathway; negative chemotaxis; axon guidance. The record is from RefSeq and is a predicted model, not a curated record. Gene Ontology annotation, molecular function: semaphorin receptor binding; chemorepellent activity.